Messenger RNA from Lottia gigantea (owl limpet), 1527 nucleotides. RefSeq lists its product as hypothetical. Gene Ontology annotation, cellular component: plasma membrane; cytoskeleton. Gene Ontology annotation, biological process: negative regulation of canonical Wnt signaling pathway. The record is from RefSeq and is a predicted model, not a curated record. The coding region runs from base 175 to 1527 and encodes 450 amino acids. The transcript is spliced from 11 exons. Lineage: Eukaryota; Metazoa; Mollusca; Gastropoda; Lottiidae.
CUUAUGUUAAGUAAUUUUCCAUGUUAGAUAAACAAGAUCUGUUUGUGCUCAAGUGUUUAUUUAAUUAAUGAAUGACAAUUAACCUUGGGCUAAGUACCCUUGAAAAAUAGUUUUAUCAGUAAAAAGUUUGAAUUUGACUUGUUAUAUUGCGAGUCAGUUUGACAUUUUGACAUCAUGGCAACUAGAGUGAAACUAAAAGGAAAACAUUCUAUGCUUCGUAAAAAUAGGAUUCGUAAACCUAAUGAAGUGAUAGAAAUUGUAGUAUUUCUCAGAGAUAGAACUGGUAUACAUUUUAAUUUAGAAGAUGGACAUUUAGCACAAGCUGAUGAGUUGUUAGAGUUGGUGAUAGAAGAACAGGGAUUACCAGCUGUUGCUAAACAAGCUUUAGCAUUAUGGAUUGUUUCAGAUUUGUUAGAUAUAAGAAUGAAGAGAAGUCAUCAGCCUUAUCAUAUUGUACAGAAGUGGGAUGAAUUAUGUGCUAUUUAUACUGAUGCUAAAUUUGAAGAUAUUGUUAAAUCUGAACCUGUUCUUAUGGCACAGAGAGAUGUGUAUUUCACUUUGGAACAAGAAAGAAGUAUCCAGAAUGAAGAAAUGUUAUGUUUAUUGUAUCAUGAAGCUAAAACUCAUGUCAUAGAAGGUCGUUAUAUUUUAUAUACUGAAGAUUACCAUAGAUUAGCUGGAAUACAGGCUUUGAUUCACCUGGGAAAGUAUAAUCCUAAAGAACAUAUUGCUGCUAAUUACAGGUCCCUGUUAGUCCAGUUUUAUCCAGAACAUAUGUAUCAAAAACAAAAGUUUUUAUUUUUCUCUCCAUCAAAGAGUAAUGAAAAUAUGGACUGUGAGGAGUUUAUGAUCAAUGCUCACCAGCAGAUUAGUAAUGAGUUUGGUAGUAAAGAUAUUGAUGACAAUAUCUGUGAGUUAUAUCAGAAAUAUUUGGAUAUUUGUAGAACAUAUCCUUUUUAUGGGAGUGCAUUUUUUAAUGGACAGAUAGAAAGACCAGUGAAUAGAUUUAAAAAGUUUAUGAAUAUUGGAACUGAUAUUAAAUGUAUCAUAGCUAUCAAUACAGAAUGUGUUAAUAUUAUUGAUAUGGAGAAAAAUGAUUGUGUCCUAACAGUACCCUUCACUCAGCUUUCAUGGCGUUAUAGAGAGGCUCAGUUUGAUGUAGAUGAUGACUCUAUGCCUUGUCUAUUUCUCCAGUUUUUAUAUGAUUGUCCUGUUAAAGGAAGAUGUACUAAAUUAAUAGAAGUGUAUUCUAGGGAGGCUAAAUUAAUGGAUGCCUUGAUAACAUCAUGUGUAAAACAUAAAUUGGAAAUUGGAGCUGAACCAGAAGAUUUUGUAGAUGGUGAUGAAUCUCCCUCAUUAGAUUUUCAUAUUCUAAGAAUAAGAAUACUUUUAUCAUUAAUGCAUAGGCGUGAAAGACAAAUUAAUAUCUUUUACCAACUCUUUUCAGAACCAAGUUCCAAACCAAUUCAUAAAAUGGACAGACUCUGCUGUUCCACCUAUUCUUGUAAAGGAGAGAAAAUUGACUGA